AUGUCGUUACCUCAAACUUAUAACGACAACCAGCUGAUACAGCUAUACAUAAACAACAUCAAGACGAGGACCAGAGAGGACAGAGUGGACCAUGUGUGGACGCAGAUACUCAGGUUUUAUUGGCCCAUCACUGCCAAUUAUGGUAUUGAGCGUGAGCCGUAUGCCGCCGAAAAUGCGAGAACGAAAGCCGAUGUUGUCCUUACUACUAUGUCGAUGAACAAAAUCGUUAAAUGCGUUUUUGUUGAGUGCAAAAGGCACAACGCCGACAUCGAGAAUAGCGACUGGGAUUCCUCUAAGGCCCAGUUGGAAAGGUUCAUCCGACGUUGGGAAGAGAGAAGCCCUACGCAAGUUAUUUAUGGUCUUCUUUGCAUUGGACACUCCGUGCGCUUCUAUUACAUGCCUCAGUUCAAAGACAAAUUGGUGGAUUUCAAAACGAAGGAUCUGACUUUGUCUAUCCAAGACAAUGCUACUGAGGUUGAUAUGAUUCUCAGGGAGAUUCGCGAGUUGAUUGCUAUUGAGUACCACGUGUAG
Penicillium samsonianum is the source of this 531-nucleotide messenger RNA. RefSeq lists its product as uncharacterized. Lineage: Eukaryota; Fungi; Ascomycota; Eurotiomycetes; Eurotiales; Aspergillaceae. The record is from RefSeq and is a predicted model, not a curated record. The transcript is spliced from 2 exons. The coding region runs from base 1 to 531 and encodes 176 amino acids.